Messenger RNA from Diaporthe amygdali, 906 nucleotides. RefSeq lists its product as uncharacterized. Bases 1 to 906 code for a protein of 301 amino acids. The transcript is spliced from 4 exons. Lineage: Eukaryota; Fungi; Ascomycota; Sordariomycetes; Diaporthales; Diaporthaceae. The record is from RefSeq and is a predicted model, not a curated record.
AUGGAUGCCUUCACUGAGGACGAGAAGCGCUUUGUGCUCGCAGAAUACAUCAAGGCCAGCCAGGUUGAGACUGGUCAGCUUGUCGAGUUUAUCAAAACGUACAACCUGCAAGCUGACUGGUUUGCAAUGCAACUACCUGGAGGUCGAAACAUGCACCAGUGCAUGCGCGCGGCAUCGCAACUGCUGGAUAGAGAAUUACAACUACCCAGUCUGCCAAAUCUGAAGAGAAAGUCUGUGAGCGACUUCAGCGAACACGUACCCAAACGAGUGGCUUCAAUGACUCCCAUACAAUAUCAACCGCGACAGCCUCCUCCCCUUCCUCAGCCGCAGCCUCCAGCUCAGACUCAGCCGCAGUUGCCCCAGCUUCACCAGCCCGUCGCAACCUCGCGCGCUAUUCAGCCGCGACCUUCCUCGGAUCCCAAACAGCCGGCAGUGGAGGGAUACGGUGUUUUUCAGUCUAAAUCUCCUUCUAAUGGCUACGGUGUCUUUCAGUCGAAUCCCACCGUGCGGAAGCGAGGCAGACCCUCCAAGGCGGAGAAAGAAGCGCAAGCCCGAGCAAAUUCCGUUAAUUACCCGACGAGCACGCCAGUUCCCAUCAGCCCGAAGCCAGCAAUAUCGCCAGCUACAGGCACACCAGUCGCUGGUCAUGCAAGUUCGAGGACAGCAUAUCACACUGCCACGCGGCCCGCAGAUUCGAGGUCUACAGGUGGAGGAAGCAUCGGGGCUGCUGGAGAGAUGGCACGCGUCCUUCCCAGACCCUACAUAGAACAAGCGAAAUCGGAGAAAUCACCGUCAAUCGGCAACCUUGUCACCCCAGACCCGACGAGAGAGCCACACGAUGGGCCUUCCACAUCCGUGGUGGGACCUGCAGUACGCGACCCGCCGCCAGUGACGAACUCAGCAUAG